AAGGGAUGGGGGAGAGAAGCCAGGUCACGCGAGCUCUUGAAUCAACGAAGAGCGGAAAACUUUUGGAUCUUGUCUGUCUCCUCCUCUCUUGCUUUGGGGAGAGAGAGAGAGACCUCCCCUUCGCAGCUGCCGAGGAGGGGCCCAUUGUCCCCGCCCCCAGAAGAGAAACACCCACCGAUGGCACCUCUGCUUUUCCCACGGACGAGCCAGGGGCUGCAACAUCUGGCUGGCUAUAUACCGGUGGAGGUGAGAGGAAUAGGAGCAACAGUAGUCUGUGCAUCGCCGGACUUUUGCGGAAGCCAGAAAUAAAUGCCCCCUGCUCUGCUCACCGACCCGCCCACCGCGUUUCUGCCCCGCCCCCCCUUUCCACACACGCGCCCCCUUCAUGGCUUUGUCUGCCUGAGCCCAUCUGAGAAUGAGGAGGGGGAAAGAUGAAGAGAUGCGCUCCUGGUCUGGCUGCCGCUGAGCCUCCCCCUCCGCGAAGGCACCCAAGAGGCGGAGAAGCCCUUCUGAGGAAAACACAAUAGCAGCUGGACUCUCAGACCUCACACGCUUGCUACAGUGCUGCUAAUGUAUGGUCCAAGAAAGGGGGACAGAGGAGGUGGUAAAGUGAAGAAGUCCUGCCCACCUGAGGUGACCCAGGAGUUGCACCAAUUCAACUUGCUUUCAAAUCAAAAUCAAAAAUUAUGAUAGCAACAGGAGGAGUCAUAACAGGACUGGCUGCCUUAAAGAGGCAAGACUCUGCCAGAUCCCAGCAUCAUCUAAAUCUUGCAACAUCACCAGCUACUGAAGAACAAAAACCAGUAAAGCGUCGACCCAGGGCAGAUGUAGUUGUGGUCCGAGGAAAGAUUCGACUUUAUUCCCCAUCUGGAUUCUUCCUCGUCCUGGGAGUUGUUAUCUCAUUCCUGGGGAUUGCUAUGGCAAUCCUUGGUUACUGGCCCCAAAAAGACCCCUUUCUAGAGUCUGAAGACAGCUUCCCACUAAAUGAGACCCAUGUCAUAGAAAAAGAAUAUGGAAUUAUAAUUCGUUUCUUUGAACAGCACUUACAUUCUGAUAAGAUGAAAAUGCUGGGGCCUUUCACUAUGGGGAUUGGAAUCUUUAUUUUUAUUUGUGCAAAUGCAAUGCUCCAUGAAAACCGUGACAAGGAGACAAAAAUCAUACACAUGAGAGACAUCUAUUCCACUGUCAUAGACGUACAUACUCUGAGGAUCAAUGAACAGAAGCAGCUGACAGGGACCUAUACAGGCUUAUUGGGAGAGAAUGAAGUCAAGCACAAUGGAAGCUCUUGUGCAUCACGACUGGCUGCAAAUACAAUUGCACCUUUCUCGGGCUUUGCAAGAAACUUUCGAGUGGACAGCAGUGCUGAGGAGACUGAAAUUGCUGUGAGUGACAGCACAAAUACUAUUAAUUUUCUGCCACCUUUGCUAACUGAGCACUCUGGUUCAGUCUUUGGCCUUUAUCCUCACUCUGGGAAGUCAAAGGAUGAUAGGAGUAGCAGCUCUUUAAAAUGUGAAACAAAGUCAAUUGUGUCAUCCUCCAUUAAUGCUUUCACAUUACCUGUAAUUAAACUAAAUAACUGUGUUAUUGAUGAGCCCAGUAUAGACAACAUCAGUGAGGAUUCUGCUAGCACUAGAGGCAGGCCUAGAAAUUUGUCCAUGGACUCUUUACCCAUCCCAUUAACUGAUACCAAUGAUAUCUACAAAUCUGCAAGUGCAUUGAUACCCAGAAACAAUUUAUAUGGAGACUGCUCAUCUAGUCAGUUCAAAUCUUCUAUGAAUCUUGGGCCAAACACAGCAAAGCUUCUAUCACCUGGUGCAGCCAGAAAACAGUUUGGGUCCAACACCUCUUUGCAUCUUUUGUCUGUACAUUCAAAAUCUCUAGACUUAGAUAGGGGCCCUUCUACUCUCACUGUUCAGGUUGAACAAAGAAAACAUCCAAGUUGGCCAAGAUUGGACCGGAGCAACAGUAAAGGUUAUAUGAAACUAGAAAACAAAGAAGACCCAAUGGACAGGCUCCUGGUACCAUCAGCAACAGUCAAGAAGGACUUUACUAAUAAAGAAAAACUUCUUAUGAUUUCCAGAUCUCAUAAUAAUUUAAGUUUUGAACAUGAUGAGUUUUUGAGUAAUAAUCUAAAGCGUGGAAGUUCUGAAACAAGGUUUUGAUAGUUUGGUGACUACAAUUAAUGUAUUUGCCAGUAUUUUCUUUUUUUUUAAAAAUGACAAAACAAAAUAUUUUCACACAUGAUCUGUAUGUUUUGUUUUUCAGUGAAACUGCCGCAAGCCUGUUUUUACCAAAUGUUUCUAGCAGAUUAAAAUGGCCUUGUGUUAGCAAAGGUUAUUUUUCACCUCUGCAGUGCCAAGUGUUUAAUGUCAAGCAGCUUGUUCAUCAAAACACUGCACUGGCAUAAUGCCUGUUGGAUUGUGUUUGUGCGGGAUGGUAAUUGGAUGGUGGUUUAAGAAUUGAUGUCUUCUUAAUUUACAAUUGCAAUACUGUAUAUUAUCACUGCUCAACAUAUUUGGGUGUUUCUAUAUCCUGUCCUCCCAGUCAUUUUUCUUUUUGUUUCUAUGUAAGCAUGCUACAUUUCAUUGCUAUGAGUCAACUAUAAGAACUGGCUGAAUAAGCUUCAAUGUUCAGAUCCAUCAAUGAUGGUCACAUGUUAACAAUGGUGCUUUUAGCUAAAGAUGAAAUGAAUGGAAGGCUUGCAGUAGUAGAGCCAAAUUUAGCCUCUCAGUGCAUCCAGUGGAAAUUUUGACUGUAUUACUUUUAAAAGAAAGGAUUCUAUAUCGAUAGGAUUCUGUUCUAGGGCAGAAUAGGAUUCUAUUUUAUAUGUUUCUAUCCUGUAUCAAAAACUGCUUUCAAAGCUUUCAAACAGUGUGUGCCAUGUGGCUUGGGUACUAUAUUUUUGAGCAACUUCAGUCACCCUUGAGCACAUGGAACUAGUUCAUGGCUUUUGUUGGAAUUUAGACUAUAAAUCAGAUAAUGUGUAUGAUUCACAAGGGCAUUCCUGCUGUGCAAGAGUAACUGACAUAAAUAUGCAACAUAGUGUUCAUGUAGUAACAGCUCCUUUUCCUCCUAGCAGAACUUGCACAAAUAAAUUCCUAGUAGGUAGUACCCAUUGUCUUUUACAUAUAAUAAUAAUAAACUGGAUAAUAUUAGUAAAAACUGUUAACCAUAUUGAGUAGGAUUUGAGGAAAGACUAUGCAGAUUGAAAACCAUUUUUGUGAACUUGUUAUAAUCAACUCAAUAUCAGUGUUGUCUAUUAGUUCUGUUAUAAUAGCAUGAUGGCAAGGGAAUGGAAUAAGCUAGGUACCCUUUAGGAAGAUAAGAUGGCUGGCUGCUAUAAAUAUGAGGCUACAGGGGAAGGAGGUGAAUAAGGCCCAGUGCUAGCCAACCAAAAUCCACCUUGUUAAAAAUUGACUUUAUCACUGUUUAGCAUUUUUAGGGGGUUAUUAAGAAAUAUGGUAUGGUAUAACUAUACUAGGCACUGCUGGUAUUUAUAUAACACAUAUACUAACCCUACCUUUCAAAAAGUGGGGUGACAGUGAAUUCAAAUAAUCAUGACAUUUAAAUAACUGAUGUGGGGAGAAUGGCUAUUCUGCUGUGCAACAAAAAAAAUUCUAAUUAUGGUGUGAAUUGAAAUAAGAAAUAAUGAAGUUCAUUAAUGAUGCUGACAUUAAAUAUGAAACAACUGUUGGCCGCAUUUGCAAGAACUAUAACAUCACUUACUGCAGAGAUACACUGUAUUGUAAACUGCCACAAAGAUGGCAACAAUGAUGGCAAACAUUUUGCCUCCUCCAAUUGGGUCAUGGUUGAAGUUGAAAGUCUCUGCUAAAGAAAUUAGCAAGGAGAAUAGGUCUACCAGAAAACGUCCGUAUGUUGCACUAAGGUAAUUAGACCCUGGUCUUGCUAACUAGUGUAUUGUAGUCCACUCCACCCUUGUGGUUUGGCCAAUAGGAUCACAGUGUUAAUUGGUUAUUUUAACAGAUGUUUCAUAAUUUCACUUAACCUAAAUAACUCAGGAAUUAUUUGAAUAGCUUCUCCCAAAACAAUCAGGAAUGUCAAAAUGUUGUACUUUAGUUGACUGUGAAAGACAAACGACAGAAUUUUUCUAUUAAUUUCCAGCUCCAUAUUCUAAAAAUGUGAUGUUUAUGUGUCAAAGGCAUUACUUGCCAAGUGAAUUGAGGCAUAGUGUUAACUUGUUAGAAUCUCAAGCCUAUAUAUUGUAACAGAGUUGGCUAAAUAUUUUGCUAUGAAGCUUUUAAUAACUUUCUGGUCAGUGUUCUUAACACAUUUGCUAUUUUUUUUAAAUAAAAACCAAACGUAUAAA
Molecule: messenger RNA, 4327 nt
Organism: Rhineura floridana
Lineage: Eukaryota; Metazoa; Chordata; Lepidosauria; Squamata; Rhineuridae
Gene: TMEM200A
Product: transmembrane protein 200A
Exons: 3
Coding region: 687-2162 (491 amino acids)
Source: RefSeq, a predicted model, not a curated record